CACACACACACACACACAUCCUGCAGCUCUCAUCCACCAGGGGCUCAGGCAUUCCCUACCUCCCUUCCGCCUGCUAAGGACUCAGUCAUCCCCUGCCUCCUCAUUUGGAUCCAGGCAUCUCCUACCCCUUAUCCCCCCAGAUGUCUCCUAUCCCCAUUCUUCCUCCUAGGUUUCCCCAAGACCCCAACCUGCUCCCCACUAGGGGCCUAGGUAUUGCUUGCCUCUCAUCCUCCUUUAGCGACCCAGGCCUCCCCCUCCUGUUUGCCCCAUUGGGAUCUAGGUAAACCAAGUCCCCCAUCUGGAAUCAAGAGCCCCACACUCUGUUCUCCCCCAGCCCAGGACCCCCCUCCCAGUGACUCCAGUUUUCUACCUUUACCCACUCCCUUUGGCUAGAUCCCAGCUUCUUACUCCUAACCCUUAGCUCCUUCCUACCCCCUCCCCAGCAGUCUUCUCCAGAGGCCCCUCUCCUGCUGGACCCUCUCCUGAGGUCUUCUUCUCUGAGCCCGGGAAAAUUCAGGCCUUGCCUAAGAGGGGAGCAUGGAGCCGGAGGGAGUGGCUGCUGGGAUCAGGAGAGUGGUGGCCCAGGAAUCUGUGUCAUUCAAAGAUGUGGCUGUGGAUUUCAGCCGGGAGGAGUGGUGCUUCCUGGAUGCCUCUCAGAAGAAGCUGUACAAGGAGGUGAUGCUGGAGAACUAUAGGAACCUGGUCUCCCUGGGGCUUCCCGUUGGCAAAGCGGAUGUGAUCUUCCAGCUGGAGCGGGGGCAAGUCCUGGGGGUGCUGGAGAGAGAAGACCUAGCAGCUUCCCGUCCAGAUUGGGAGCUGAGGCCUAACAUUAGAGGUUCUACUCCAGAGCAGUACGUUUCUCCAGAAGAGUCAUCCUGGAAGAAUGUCGUCAGCAAUAGGCCUUGGAAUUUCGAGUUGGGAGAAGCCUGGGCUUGUGAUCUAAAGUCAGGCAAGAAGCAAGACAGCCAGGAGAGUCCUUCCAGGAAGACCAUAAGCAGAGGAAGAGGCCAGCAAUGUCGUAAAUCUGGAAGAAGCUCCAAUAGGGGGUCAGGCUUUUCUCUCCAGGGGAGCAUUUCUAUAGGUGACAGUCAUGAUGGACAUGGUACAGAUAGCCGGAUCUUCCCACCAUAUUCAAACCUAACUCAGUAUACUAAAGGGACAUCCAGGAAAGAACAUGCCAGGUAUGAUGAACGUGGGGAACACUUUAAUUAUCAGCCAGAUCAUACUCAGGAUUAUGGCAAACAUACAGGAAUGAAAUCAUAUGAAUAUAAUCAAUGUGAGAUAGCCUUCAGCUGGGGCACAGCCCUUACUGGACGCCCCCAACUUCAUACUGGAGACAACUCUUAUGAAGAUAGCCGAUAUGGGAAGACCUUCAGCCAGAAUGCAAAGCUUAUUUAUCAUCAGAAAAUUUAUAAUGAAGAUAAAUAUUAUGUAAGUAAUGAAUAUGGGAAAGCUUCCCUAGAUCACUUAUCACUUCCCACCCAUCAGAAAAUUCGUAUCAGAGAGAAACCUUAUGAAUGUAAUGAAUGUGGGAAGGCCUUUAGCCAGAGCUCAGAACUUAUUAGACAUCAAAAAAUUCAUACUGGAGAGAAACCUUAUGAAUGUGGUGAGUGUGGGAAAGCCUUCGUCUGGAACUCAGAACUCAUUAGACAUCAAAUAAUUCACACUGGAGAGAAGCCUUAUAUAUGUAACGAAUGUGGGAAGGCUUUCACCCAGAGUUCAUCUCUUACUUUACAUCAGAGGAUUCAUACUGGAGAGAAGCCUUAUAAAUGUGACGAAUGUGGGAAGGCUUUCACCCGUAGUUCCUCUCUUACUGUACAUCACAGUACUCAUACUAGAGAGAAACCUUAUGAGUGUAAUCAGUGUGGGAAGACUUUUAGCUGGAACUCAGAACUUCUUAGACACCAAAUAAUUCAUACUGGAGAGAAGCCUUAUAAAUGUGACGAAUGUGGGAAAGCCUUCACCCAGAACUCAUCCCUUGUUUUACAUAAACGAAUUCAUAGCAGAGAAAAACCUCACGAAUGUAAUGAAUGUGGUAAAGCCUUCAUCCAGCACACGGCCCUGAUUUGUCAUCGGAGAAUCCACACUGGAGAGAAGCCUUAUAAAUGUAAUGAGUGUUGGAAGGCUUUCAGUCAGAGUGGACACCUUACUGUACAUAAGAGAAUUCACAGUAGGGAAAAGUCCCGUGAGUGGAAUGGAUGUGGUAAAGCCUUUGUCCAACACUCCCCUCUUAUUUACCAUCAGAGAAUUCACGCUGGUGAGAAAGCUUAUGAAUGCAAUGAAUUUGGAAAGGUCUUCAGUCAGGACACAGAAAUUAUUAACCAUCAGAAAAUCCAUCCUGGAGAGACAUUUUUAUACAUGUAAUGAAUAUGAAAAGGCCUUCAUCUGGAGCUGAUUUCUCAGAGUUCUUCUGAUAAUUCAAGCUAGAUAAGAACUUUAUAAAUGUAAUUAGCAUGGACAGGCCUUUAGAUGGAGCUGAGACCUUAUCAGAUAUCUGUCUGAUCAGAAUGGAAUGAAGCCUUGUAAAUGUUGUAAGGAAUGUGGGAGGGCCUUCCAGAGUUCAUCCCAUACUGUACAUCAGAGAAUUCAUACUAGAGAGAAACCUUAUGGAUGGAAUUAAUGUGGGCUCAGGAUUUGUUAGACAUAAGAAAAUUCCUUCUGGAAAAGAAGCCUUAUAAAUAAUAUUUGCUAACAUUUAUGUAGCGCUUUAGGGAUGGCAAAGUGCUAUACAAAUAUCAUAUCAUUUGAUCCUCAUCACAAACCUGAGAUGUCGGUGCUAUUAUCAUCCCCAUUUUUCAGAUGAGGAAGGUGAGACUAAGAGAAAUUAGUGAUUUCCCCAGGGCACACAGCUAGGAAGUGUCUGAGGCCGAUCUGUCUGACACCAGGUCCAGUGCUCCAUCUGUGGAAUGGAUGAAAUGGAAUUAAAAUUCCACAGACAUUAAGUGUCCUGUUUAUGUGAGCCAUUGUGCUAAUCACUGGGUAUAGAAAGACAAAAAUUAAGCAAUCCCUGCUCUCAAAGAUUCUACUUUCUUCAGGUAACAUGUGGAAUUUUUAGCUGAGGGAAACCCUAUAAAUGUGACAAAUAUGGCAAAAGAUGCUUUCAUCUUCUUGUCCCUGGAGAAAUCCUACAUGAGUGAAAGCUCAUGCAUUUGGAAAGGCAUUAGGCUGGCGCACACUUCUCACUAUCAGAAAAGUGAAACCGCUCUGAGUCCUUUUCAUGGUCAGAUGACUGUGAGAGGCCGUGGAGUGAAAAACCACUGAUCAAGCAUUGCCAGUGGUUACAGGAAGGCCCAAAGAGUAGGGAGGAAGAUGGAUGUGAAGGGAAGAGUUGCUGUUCGUGAUCACAUAGCGAUACCUAAUACUGUAACUGAGAAGGUGACGUUAUAAUACCAAAAGUCAUUUCAUAGCCUCUCAAUCAGGCAACAGACGUUGCAUCCAGUUAUCAAGUUUCUCGGUAUUAACAGAUUUAACGCUUGAUAUUGACUUCUACAUGUGACAUUCCAGAUGGUCUGUAAUGGUCAAAUGGUCCUCUAGACCUAUAUCCAGGUCCUCAUUUUCUUCUUGAGCAGCUGCACCUGUGGCAUGCAUGUCAUCUGGCGCUGUCAUCUACGGUCAGCCUCUGUAGUCCUGGAUCAUCUCCACAUUGCCCUCCAUUUCCAUCAUGGGAGGGAAGGCCUCUCCUUCAUUGUUCACGUGUUCCAUUUUCCCAGAAUUCAAAGAGUCAUAUAAGCAUAUGAGAGUAGAAACCCUGUUUCAACAUGAGCUAGCUCUAGAAGGUAGCACACAAGCAGAUCCUAUAAACAGCCAGGUCUCUGAUGUCAUUGGUGUAGAGAUGGGGUCACAAGGAGUUGGACACAACUGAAUGAGUGAAUAACAACAAAGGGAUUUCCCCAUGAGUAGCUUCUUCUUGCAGUACAGAUCUGAGCCUUCUGUCCAACUCAGAGUCUCAGAGUUGCCUGGGCACCUGAGAGUUCAGUGACUUAGGGAGGGUCACAUGGCCACUGUAUGUCAGAGGUAAAACUUGAACCCGGGUCCUCCUGACUUUGAGGCCAGCUGUCUGUCCACUAGCCCAGGAACCAUUCACCUUUUUUGUGUCAUGGAUCCCAGAGAUAUGCUGGUGAGUGUUUACCAACCAGUUUUCCAAAAAAAGAAAAUUUAUGUGGAAGACAGAUCUCAGUUUAAUGUGCAUCAUUAACAUUUUCUCCGUUUUAUUAAAUCUUGACAAUCGGCAAAACAAACCAAUUCUUGAUUUGUAGUGAUUCCUGAGGUAUAAAUGCUCACACUGAAUUUUUUUUCUUUUUCCAUUUAAUUUUUAUUUUCUCAAUUACAUGUAAACAAA
Phascolarctos cinereus (koala) is the source of this 4339-nucleotide messenger RNA. The record is from RefSeq and is a predicted model, not a curated record. NCBI's taxonomy places the organism in Eukaryota, Metazoa, Chordata, Mammalia, Diprotodontia, Phascolarctidae.